Molecule: messenger RNA, 3090 nt
Organism: Aspergillus ochraceoroseus IBT 24754
Lineage: Eukaryota; Fungi; Ascomycota; Eurotiomycetes; Eurotiales; Aspergillaceae
Exons: 7
Coding region: 1-2706 (901 amino acids)
Molecular function (GO): oxidoreductase activity
Source: RefSeq, a predicted model, not a curated record
AUGGCAGCUUACUGUCAAGAACUAGGCAAAUUCAACCCUGGGCUGAAGGUUGUAGAAGUUGGAGCCGCCAGCCAAAAGGCACGUCUGGGAGACCUUGUCGAUGUUGUGGAAUUCCGGGUGCUAAAUGCCGCGCAAGAUGUCCAGGAACAAGGGUUUGAACCAGGCAGUUACGACCUGGUUAUCGCUUGCAAUGUUAUCCAUGCAACCCCUCGGAUUGAGGAAACCCUUCGCAACAUACGUCCUCUACUCAAACCAGGUGGCAAAUUUAUGAUUAUGGAGGUUUCUCGUUCAGCGGUGUUCUGUAACUUGGUCUUUGGGCUUUUCGAGGGCUGGUGGGCUGGCUAUGACGAGGGUCGUACACUUACGCCAAUUCGCACACCCCCUGAAUGGCUUUCUAUGCUACGGCGAGCAGACUUUGAGAACCCUGAAAAGGUGUUUGAAGAUUACUCGGAGGAGCAUGGCGGCAAUCUGAGUGUGUUUAUUUCCAGUGUACGAUUCCCGAAAAGGGAAGAAAACAUGCCCCCCGUCUACCUGGUUGCAGGCUCAGAACAGACCAAGUCUCAAGCCACUGCGGAACAAAUUCAAUCAAUACAGAAGGGCUGUGGUGACUGUACAGUCUGCAUUCACUCCAUCACCGCUUCGUCCCAAGCGGGUGGCAUCGUUGUUAUGCUUCCCGAAGUGGCCAAAUUACUGUCUGGAUUUGGGAUGCCCGUGCAUGCCGAAACGGGGAUUUGGUCUGGCUUCGCUCGAAGCCUUCGACUGGAGCAUCCAAACCUUUGCGAGGUCACCUUGGAGAUCCAGACGCCCUACGUUGCGGUUUUGGACAAGCUUGCGGAAAUUCUCCCUGUAGAAAAAUUCAUCGGCACCGAACGCAUCUUGACUGCAGAGCUAGGAGUGCCGGGCCUGUUAGAGACGAUCCGCUGGAAGGAUGAUGUUGAAGCCCCUUGUCUCGGUCCGGAUGAUGUGCGUUUUGAGCUGCGUGCGGCUAGUAUUAACUUUAAGGAUGUUCUCAUUGCAGCCGGUCAAUUGGAGGGCAUCACUGAGAUGCGCAAUGAUUGUAGUGGCGUUGUAGUGGAGGUCGGAGCCAACAUGCAGGGGCCUUUCAAGCCUGGGGACCGUGUUUGUGCCCUAUAUUCGCCCUCAUACACCAACUACCCGGUGGUGCACGGUGACUGUUGCCAGAUUAUACCGGACUCCAUGCCCUUCGCAGAGGGUGCAUCGCUGCCUAUUGUCUGGGCGACUGUGUAUUGUUCCAUCGUCAACAAGGCUGGUUUGAAAGAAGGGAGACAAGCUGGGGCCGUGGGCCAAGCAGCCAUCAUGCUUGCACAGCAUCUUGAAGCUGAGAUAUUUGCUACCGUCGGUAGUGAUGCCAAACGUGAUUUGCUCCAUAGUAGAUAUGGUAUUCCGCAUGGCCAUAUUUUCUCAAGUAGAACAACGGCCUUUCACGGUGGCAUCAAAGAACUAACUGGGGGAUACGGCGUUGACGUUGUCUUGAAUUCACUCAGUGGUGAGGUCUUCCGUGAGUCUUGCAACCUCGUUGCUCCAUUCGGACGAUUCGUGGAAAUUGGGCGCAAGGAUCUCAUGGAUGAUGCGCUUAUGCCCAUGGAGUUCUUGCUCCGCAAUGUCACUUUCGCGUACGUCGGCUUGACGGUGAUUAUUGAGCAGAAGAAGGGUCUGGCAAGGCGUCUACUUCGUGAUGUCGUGGACCUCGCAGCAGCCGGCUCGAUCAAGGCAGUCACUCUCACUACAAUCCCGAUAUCUCAGAUCGAGACCGCAAUCCGCCAGAUCCAGGCAGGCAAGCACACCGGAAAGAUCAUUCUCACGGUAGACAAGGAUCAAGAAGUUCUGACGGUUGCAUCGUCGCCACCCCAGGCUCAUCCCCUUCCAUCUGCCACAUACAUUGUCGUUGGUGGCUUCGGCGGGCUGGGACGAGCAAUUCUUUCAUGGAUGGGUAACCACGGUGCUCAGAACCUCGCCGCAAUCUCCCGUUCGGGUGCCAACGAUCCGGAAAGCAAAGGAUUUGUGGAGCAUAUCCAGGCCCAAGAUGUUAACCUUUUGGCAACUGGCUGCGAUGUCUCAUCUGAUGAAGCUGUCCGUUGCUUAGCUCAAAUCAUUGCGCAGUCCGAUCUCCCACCUGUUCGCGGUAUCAUAAAUUCCGCAAUGGUAUUGAACGAUUCCCUCUUUGAAGAGAUGACAGUGGAACACUGGCAAAACGCGCUGGCCUCGAAGGUUCGCGGAUCCCAGCACUUGCAGCAGCAUUUCAAAGAUAUCGACUUCUUCGUGAUGAUGUCCUCGACGGUUGCUAUCCGCGGGAACUUUGGACAGUCGAACUACAGCGCUGCCUGCAGUUUCCAGGACACGAUGGUGCGGCAUCUAACCGCCGCGGGCAUCCCAGCCUUCUCCAUCAAUAUCGGUCCCGUACGAGCGGUUGGCUACGUGAGCGAGAAUCCAGAAGUUGCUGAAGCUCUGAAGCGCAACGGUCUGGGCUCUCACGACCAGGUCGCCCACCCGGCGACUGGCGAGUCUGUCGAUGCUCUGAGCCUCCUCGGCGGCGUGACGCAGGUUGAGCAUGCCGUCGAUAUCAUCUGCGGCUCCAUACUCCAGCAACUGAGCAAAUUGAUUGCCCCCCCGGUUGAGAUGCUCAGCUCUGCUCAGAGUCUUGAUAGUUACGGUCUUGAUUCCCUGGUGGCUGUCGAGCUUCUUUAACUGGAUGGGUUGGGUGAUCAGAGGCAAAAAAAUAUAUAUCUUCCCUCUGGCAUGGCUAGUGAGAAAAUCGAGUUGAUGGAAUGGAAUACCGUAUCUAUUAAAGAAUGGUAUUUUGCGCAAUGAAUUACUCCUAUUAACGGGUUCGUGAGAUCCAUAAGGUAUUUACAAAAAAGACAUUCUCCUCAUGAACGCCAUGAACGCCAUGAACAACUUCUCUACGUCUCUCUGACAAUCAGGCAUUAGCCAUGAAGUGGAAUCGACCGAGGACAUCCAUCUAUUAUGCGAUCGUUCACCAUCUUCCGUGCUAGAGAAACCCCCAGACCCAAAUCCAAGCUCCUGUAUAUCUAUGCUAUGCUUUUGAAAAAAAAAAAAAAAAAAAAAAAA